AUGACCAAUCUGUCCAGGAGCUCUUCUGGAUGUCAGCUGAAGAAAGGUGAUGCCUGGAAGCUCCGUCAACAGUUAUCUGCAUUUGAGGAUUGGCAGCUUUGUAAGGUAUAUGAGUACUUCCAAGAUGACCUUAUCUACAUUGUGGGAUCUUUGAACACUAACCAACUUCUUGCUGAACUGCAACUUCAGACAACUCAAAAAUGGGAGCAUUAUGUGAAAAUGAAAGAUGAAAUCGAAGCUUCUGAAUUCUCAGUGAAGUUGGUUCAAGAUGUUUUACAUGCAGGAAGAGAGGCUAUACUGAGUUUCUGGGAAUGUCUCCAUAUACUAUGCACUGAUUCUUCACCUCCUAAUCUAUGCUCUGUACUGGAUGAGAUACUUAAGACAGGUGAAAAUCUGGUGCAGCAAAUCUUACUGGAUGAGCUUGGCCACUCGCUGACUUUUGAAGUUAAAGACAUCCAGAAAUGCCACAAGCAACACUUACUGACUAAAACUUGGAAUCUUGUGGAAAAACAACCCCCCGGAACUACCCUGGAACAGCAAAGUUUCUGCAUUUCAGAGCGCUUUGUGAACCUAGUUGUGGUUUCCGGCAAUCAGUUUAGACAACAAUCCAAGAAUGAGCUCAUUGACACAGGUAUAAAGCAUGAGAUUUGUUUGCUUGCAGCAUCAAGUCAGCUAGAGCAUAUUUCCUCAGGUAGACUGUUCCGAUGGUGUAAUCGGUCAGCAUGUGUGCCCCGUAUGAUAAUGGUAAGCGGAGUACCAGGAGUAGGAAAGACCACACUGAUGCAGAAAUUUGUUUACGACUGGGUGAUGGGAAAACACUACCAGAGGUUUUCUUUUAUCUUUUUCUUCAAAUUCCGGGAACUUAACCAAAUUACAGAGGUCAGCUUGGAGAAGCUGAUCCUUCAGGAAUAUCCUCAUCUGCAACCAGAGCUUGACAAGAUCCUACUAGAACCAGAAAACGUAUUGUUCAUCUUUGACGGGUUGGAUGAGAGUGUCCACCAAACGGAUUUCAGGUCAACCAUGCUUUGUUCUGACAUAAAACAUGCCAAAGGUCUUGGAGUCAUUGUGGUCAGCCUAGUAAGACAGUCACUUCUCAAGGGUUGUUCUGUGCUAAUGACCAGCCGCCCAACCAAGCUUGCAUCAAUAGAUCUGGAGGCUUUUCAGCGAGUAUCUGAGAUCAUGGGGUUCUUUUCCAGGGAGAGACAAAUGUACUUUGAAUGUUUCUGUACAAACAAGGAAUUAUCCAACAAGAUGUUUCAAUACGUCAAAGAGAAUGACAGUCUAUACACUUUCUGUUAUAUUCCAUCCUACUGCUGGAUCAUUUGUACAGUAUUAUCAGCUUGCUUUAAGGGCAAGUCAACUGCUGAUGGCCAGAUCGUGUCCUCAAUGCCCAAAACUGUGACACAGCUCUUUGUGACAUAUAUUGCAAACAUUUUGUUCAAUCACUGCCAGGACAGCAGUGGCGCUCGUGAACUGUUAUCAUCCAUUGGACGGAUGGCAGAAUAUGGAGUCAUGAACCACACUGUAAUUUUUGACAAAAAACAUCUGAAUUCAUUUUCUGUUGACAUUCAGUCACCUCUUUUUUCCAGUUUCAUGACAGAAGCUGGUCAAUCUCCAGAAGUGACAUUUUCCUUCUUACACCUCACGAUUCAGGAAUUCUUUGCCGCUCUAAUACAUUACAUUGACUAUUCCCCCGAGAAGCUGCAGACAUCACUUCGAGAGGCCAAAUCAUUCGAGGACAACCGUGCUGAACUUUUUCUUCGUUUUCUCUGUGGUCUUUCAGACGCCUCCACUGGUUCCCUUUUAAAACCUUAUCUGAAGGAACUAUCUCUUGAAACGCCAAAGGUCAUCAUCAACUGGCUCCAGAAUUCCAUUUGUGAUGCUUGGAAGCUGGAUGAGUACAAAGAUGAUAACAAACAACUGAUAACUGUUUUUGAGUAUCUGUUUGAGACCCGGAAUAAAGUUCUUGUGUUGAAAUCUCUUGGAUCAAACCAAAGUUUAGACUUUUCCUAUGUCCCUCUAACUCCUUUGGAUUGUAGCGUGUUUCCAUUCAUUUUGGAAUCCUGCAAAGAAACAAAAAGGCUUAAUCUAGAGUCAUGUCGUAUUCAGAAGGAGGGUUUGGGAAGGCUUGUUUCAGCUCUACAUACAGUAGAAGACCUCAGUCUACGAGACAACAAUUUGAAGGAUGAUGGCAUUAAGAUUGUCUGUGCUGCAUUAAAACACCCUAACUGCAAGAUCCAGAAGUUAUGCCUGAGUAGCAAUGGCCUAACACAGAAUGCAUUGGAUCAUCUGGCACCUACUAUAUGUAUUAACCAGAGCCUGAAGUUACUUGACCUGUCUUACAACAAUAUGGAUGGACCUCAGCUCAGUGACCUGAUGACAGCUCUCUCCAGCGCUUCCUGCAGGAUAGAAGAGUUACUAUUGAAUCGUGCCAACCUAACGCAUACUUCCUGCUCUCAGUUGGCAUCAGCAAUAAAAUCAAGCCAGUCGCUGAGGAAACUUGACUUGACUGAUAACAGAUUGGAGGGUCCUCAUUUCUCUGAUCUGACGACAGCUUUGUCCAGUCCCACCUGCAGGAUAGAGGAAUUAGUUCUGAGCUGUGAUGGUAGAAAGCUGGACAGUUCCUCUAUCCAACUGGACUCUACAAUAAGUGCUAAUCAAUCUCUGAGGUCUCUGAACUUGUCAGGAAGCUGUCUGAUUGGUCCUCUGUUCACUAACCUAAUGGACGCUCUUUCUAGCCCGUCAUGUAAACUCCAAGAAAUAAUAUUGAAGGAUAGUGGAUUAACAGACGGGUCCUCUUCUCAGCUGGCAUCAGCAAUAAGUCAAAAUCAGUCUCUUAGGAAACUGGACCUGUCCUUCAACCACCUGGUUGGUCCUCACUUUAAAGACCUAUUGACAGCUCUGUCCAGUCCAACAUGCAGGAUACAGGAACUACAACUGGAAAAGGUCGGGAUGACUGAUGAACAUGCCCCAUUGCUUCUUUCUCUGAGAACCAAUCAGAGCCUUUCAGUCCUGGAUGUAAGACGUAAUUUUAGCGGCAACAGCGCACUCGGCAGCAUUACUGACCAGUUACUGGAAUCCCUGGAAGUUCUUCGCCUGCAGAAUUGUGACAGGCGGCUGGAUGAGGACAGUGGCUGUGAGCCUGGACGCUGGGAGGAUCGGGGGCGGAGACUGAGUCGCUCACUCCCUGGCUUGAAAAAGAAGACGUGCUCUUCGAAGCGCGUAGCCGCUUUGCUCUGCCACAUCACAUCGUAUAUACGCCGCUUUGCUCUGCCACAUCACAUCGUAUAUACCUCCGUUCCUUCACCCUCCACCGGCUUUAUCCCUUAG
Molecule: messenger RNA, 3330 nt
Organism: Nanorana parkeri
Lineage: Eukaryota; Metazoa; Chordata; Amphibia; Anura; Dicroglossidae
Product: NACHT, LRR and PYD domains-containing protein 12-like
Exons: 12
Coding region: 1-3330 (1109 amino acids)
Cellular component (GO): cytoplasm
Molecular function (GO): protein binding
Source: RefSeq, a predicted model, not a curated record